This is a messenger RNA of Penicillium macrosclerotiorum, 408 nucleotides long. RefSeq lists its product as uncharacterized. The record is from RefSeq and is a predicted model, not a curated record. The transcript has a single exon. Bases 1 to 408 code for a protein of 135 amino acids. Lineage: Eukaryota; Fungi; Ascomycota; Eurotiomycetes; Eurotiales; Aspergillaceae.
AUGGUCAAGACUGAGGCAUCUUUGCUCUCCCCUCCAUCCGAAUCGGCCUCGAUUGUACCGCUUGAUUCGCCAAUCCGCACCACUCCCAUACACCCAGACCUCCCUGAGAUCCAAGUUCCAGGGGAGCCACUUCCCGUAUACCUCUAUCACCCUCUUACUUGCCAACCAAUUGAAGAUCAAGACACACAAGCUGAGCUGGAACAAUUGCGCCAUGAAUUUCCUUCCAAAGAAGCUGCCAUGAGAGCCCAAGAGCAAGCUGCCAAAGAAGCGAAGAGGAAGCUUGAGGAGGCCGAAAAGAAAAAAGAACAGGUCCAGAAGGCAAUUGAUAAAAAGAUCAAAGAACGAGAUACCGAGAUGAAAGUACUCUCCAAGUACCAGGAGGUCAAGGCUUCGGAUAUCCCAGCUUGA